Ectocarpus sp. CCAP 1310/34 is the source of this 1720-nucleotide messenger RNA. The record is from the annotation of a GenBank genome assembly. Lineage: Eukaryota; Phaeophyceae; Ectocarpales; Ectocarpaceae.
UUGUGUGUGCCGUGCGUUGCCGAACCAGAGAGCAAUACAGCAAGAGAAGGUGCGUCAUUUUCAGCAAUACAUCCUCUCGACAUCUCCUCAUGCAGUAUUGGCGCUGUACGAGAGGUGCACCAGUAUAACGACGGCGGUUGCUUGGGGAGUUGUAGCUCUAUCCGACAGCAUCAGGGAACAGAAGCGGGGGAGGCUUUGUUGCGAUGGCGAUGAAAGAGUUCGAGAUGUCGGAUGUCACGGCAGGAGGCGAAGACACGGAGGCAUUCUACGGGGCUGACGGGGGCAGCAACGGGGUGGACGCGGGGCAGCUGCUGGGCGGCGGGGCAAAGCUGAGCGAUGACUCUGCUUCCAGGGGAGGGGAGGCUCAGACGGUGUGGUGCGGGUGCUUGUCCUUGGCCUUCUACCAGCAGUUUUUCAGAGUGGACACGAAGGACGUGACUGAGAGGUGGCUUCACAGCAUUCUCUCCUGGAGGCGAGAAACGGGAUUCCUGGAUCUAGUCGCAGACAACCCCGACGCAUACGGACCGUUCUGGAACUCCACGUCGCUGAUAUUUCUGAUCGCGUUCACCACCAACCUCAGCGAAGGGGGCUACGAUCUGAACACCCUCGUCGUUAGCACUUGGAUCGUGUACGGUUUCGCGGCGUGCGCCCCGCUGGCCGUAUGGCUUGUGCUGAACCAGAUGGACUUGCCGGUGCCGCUCGUGAAGCUGGGGUGCAUGUACGGGUACUCGUUGGGGCCGUACCUCCCCGCGAUGCUCGUGUGCGCGCUGCCUGUGCCCUACAUGACGCUGGUGGCCCUGUCCGCCGCGGGGACCCUGUCGGUGGUGUUCCUGCUCCGAGCCCUGACUCCGGUCUUGCUAGAGCGGAACGUGGCGAUGGCGUCGCCGGUGAUGGCAGGGUUAGGGGUGCUCCAAGUGGUAUUCACGCUGGUCAUCAAGUUCGCCUUCUUCUAAGCCCCCCCGUAUUCUCACGUAAUGAGCCAGCCCCCUUCCGCUGCCGGUGGAUAGGAAGAAACGAAGGGAAUGAAUAAGCUAGCUCCACCGGGGGAACAUCGUGAAAGCUUUCGCUGCCACAUCGAAGGAGGGGCCAACAUUUGUUGGAGUCGCUCGGCCUGGCCUUGUGUGUGCCUGGGUUUGUUGUGGGGUAGAGUAGAGGUCCCUGUUUAGUGCCGGUUAUAUUGCCGGUGUUUUCGGCGGGCACUCACUGAAUUUCCGAGUCAUCGUCGAAGUGCCGGACCCGUAUAUAUUGAUGGUGCCGAUGAACUUUCUGGACGCAUGCUACCGGCACUAAACAGGGACCUCAACUGUUUGUGUCGAUUCUGGCUUGGUACGGGUCAGCUUGCAUCUGCGCGCUACCGACACACCUGUCUGUCUCGUGUCGUUCGCAGUUGGCGUUGAGCCAUGCGUGGAGCGAGCGCGUCGUGAGUUGGAGAGGGCUUUCGUUGGUUGACCCACACUCGAGAAAGCGUGUAGUGCCCGUUAGUUUGCCCUACUUACUGUAGUGUAGUUGGGUAUCGGGGUACAGAUUAAGAUUAUCGAUGGCACCGACCGGCGAAAAAAGAGGAGAGAAAGUGGGAGCUCCGUCAGGGAGCCUGGGUAUGUUCUCCGUCGGGAAAGUUCCCAAAGACAUACUUGUGUACGUAUAAUCACUGGAAGAUAACCGUUCGAGAGGAGAGGAUGAGCAAACUCGCGAGAUUUCUCGCUUGUUGCUUGAUGAAAAC